AUGACACAAUCUAACCAAUCCACUGGACCUAACCAUACCACUGGAACUAACCAAACCACUGGACCUAACCAAGAUACCAACCAUACCACUGAAACCAAUCAGUCCACUGAGCCUAACCAGGAAACUAACCAGUCCACUAAAAGUAACCAGGAGUCUAACGAGGAAACUAAUCAGAUGUCAGAAACUGAAAAUGACGAUGACGAAUUUGAAGUUGAAGAUGUUCUAGACUUCAAAUACGUCAAGGGAAAGCCGAAAUAUUUGAUAAAAUGGAAAGGAUAUCCACCAGAAGAUAACACCUGGGAACCCGAAGAGAACAUGACGCAUUUGCCGGAUUUCGCAAAUAAAAUGAAAACUCUCAGGCAAAAAUACGAUGAACUAAAGUCAAAAAGUCAGACGAAAUCGAGGAGUCAGAAUUCUGACGUUUCCUCUCCGAGGGUUGAUAAGUUUGAGGAGUCUCCGGAGAAAAAGAGAAAGAGAACUGAGGACAAGGCCAGCGAACUCAGUGACAAGGAGAGAAAUUUAAAGUCGAAACCUCAAAAAAAGGUAAAGCAAGAUGAAAAGGAAUCACCGAAAAAAACUCAGGAAAAAAAUAAGCUGAAGGAGACAAGGAGUAAGACUGUGACACACCCGAGCAAGGAGAUAAAAGACCUUAAAUUCACUGAUUUAAACACAAACAGUAAAGAUUCAAAAAAGAGCAAUGACGUUCAUUCCAACUUCCCCGACGAAGCCGUCGAAGUCGAAGAUCUACUCGACUACAAACCCAAAUUCAAACGCGAUUACUAUUUGGUGAGAUGGAAGGGAGACUGGGAGGAUUCGUGGGAGCCGAGGGAGAAUUUACUAAUCCUCGGCGAGCUCACAAAUAAAAUGAACGACCUUAAGAUGAGUUACCUGAGAGUUUACGGUAACUCCGAAAUGGAAAAUGACGUCUUUGUCGUCAUACAAUCAAUCAGAAUCUGCGGUAACGCCACUCUUUCCGCCGUCGUUGUCGAAGUCACCAGGGAUAGUGAGAAGAGAACGUUAUUUCCGUUACAGGAGGUGAGACAGAGAUGGCCUCAGCAGUUACUUGAUUUCCUUCUUUCAAGACUCAGACUCAAAACUUCCUAA
This is a messenger RNA of Theileria parva strain Muguga, 1104 nucleotides long. RefSeq names its product Chromo (CHRromatin Organization MOdifier) domain protein. Gene Ontology annotation, molecular function: chromatin binding. The record is from RefSeq and is a predicted model, not a curated record. The transcript is spliced from 6 exons. Gene Ontology annotation, cellular component: pericentric heterochromatin. Lineage: Eukaryota; Apicomplexa; Aconoidasida; Piroplasmida; Theileriidae. The coding region runs from base 1 to 1104 and encodes 367 amino acids. Gene Ontology annotation, biological process: negative regulation of transcription by RNA polymerase II; chromatin organization.